GAGGCCGCCUUCGUUUCAUCUUUCCCAGCAAGCCUCGCGAGAGCGCCGGUUAUUGAUUGGCUGCGGCGGGAGCAGGCGGCUCUGCCCGGCAGCGGUUACCCGAGGUUUCCGUUGCGAGGCCAGAGCGGGCGAAGCCGUCGGGCCGUCGGCGGUGAGGAUCUGCUACCUAACCUAGCAUUGCAAACCGCAAUGAAGAACCAAGACAAAAAGAAUGGGGCUGCCAAGCAAUCUGGCAACGCUUCCAACCCAAAAAGCAACCCAGGGCAACCGGAAGCAGGACCGGAGGGAGCCCAGGGGAGGCCCAGCCAGGCGGCUCCUGCGACAGAAGCUGAAGGUUCCACAAGGCAGGCUCCGGGGAAGACUGAGGGAGCACAAGCCAAAACUGCUCAGUCUGGGGCCCUCCGUGAUGUCUCUGAGGAGCUGAGCCGCCAGUUGGAAGACAUCCUGAGUACAUACUGUGUGGACAACAGUCAGGGGGGCCCAGGUGAGGACGGGGCACAAGGUGAGCCUGCUGAACCUGAAGAUGCAGACAAGUCCCGUACCUAUGCUUCGAGGAAUGGAGAGCCUGAGCCGGAGACCCCAGUAGUCAAUGGUGAGAAGGAGACCUCCAAGGGGGAGCCAGGCACAGACGAGAUCCGGGCAAGUGACGAGGUUGGAGACCGAGAUCACCGAAGGCCACAGGAGAAGAAGAAAGCCAAGGGUCUGGGGAAGGAGAUCACGCUGCUGAUGCAGACACUGAACACGCUGAGCACCCCGGAGGAGAAGCUGGCAGCUCUGUGCAAGAAGUAUGCUGAACUGCUGGAGGAGCACCGGAACUCGCAGAAGCAGGUGAAGCUCCUGCAGAAGAAGCAGAGCCAGCUGGUCCAGGAGAAGGACCACCUGCGCGGCGAGCACAGCAAGGCCGUCCUGGCCCGCAGCAAGCUGGAGAGCCUGUGCCGCGAGCUGCAGCGCCACAACCGCGCUCUCAAGGAAGAAGGCGUGCAGCGGGCCCGCGAGGAGGAGGAGAAACGCAAGGAGGUGACCUCGCACUUCCAGGUGACGCUGAAUGACAUUCAGCUGCAGAUGGAACAGCACAAUGAGCGUAAUUCCAAGCUGCGCCAGGAGAACAUGGAGCUGGCUGAGAGGCUCAAGAAGCUGAUUGAGCAGUAUGAGCUGCGAGAGGAGCAUAUCGACAAAGUCUUCAAACACAAGGACCUGCAGCAGCAGCUGGUGGAUGCCAAGCUCCAGCAGGCCCAGGAGAUGCUGAAAGAGGCAGAGGAGAGGCACCAGCGGGAGAAGGAUUUUCUCCUCAAAGAGGCAGUGGAGUCCCAGAGGAUGUGCGAGCUGAUGAAGCAGCAGGAGACCCACCUGAAACAGCAGCUUGCCCUCUACACAGAGAAGUUUGAGGAGUUCCAGAACACUCUUUCCAAAAGCAGUGAGGUGUUCACUACAUUCAAGCAGGAGAUGGAAAAGAUGACUAAGAAGAUCAAGAAGCUGGAAAAAGAAACCACCAUGUACCGGUCCCGGUGGGAGAGCAGCAACAAGGCCCUGCUUGAGAUGGCUGAGGAGAAAACACUCCGGGACAAAGAGCUGGAGGGCCUGCAGGUGAAAAUCCAGCGGCUGGAGAAGCUGUGCCGGGCGCUGCAGACAGAGCGCAAUGACCUGAACAAGAGGGUACAGGACCUGAGUGCUGGUGGCCCAGGCCCCCUCACUGAUGGCGACCCUGAGCGAAGGCCAGAGGCUGCCACUGCCUCCAAGGAGCAGCGUGGCGAGGGGCCUGGGGCCCAAGCACCCAGCUCCCCAAGGGCCACAGAAGCUCCUUGCUGCCCUGGAGCACCAAGCACAGAAGUAUCAGGCCACACAGGGCCCCAGGAGCCCACCUCUGCCACUGCCUAGGGAGCCUGGCGCUGGGGGCAUGCUGGGAAGGGAGCAAGCAGCCCAGCCAGGCCUGACCCAUGCAAGCCUCCCACCGCCAAGCAGUCCAGUGCUUAGGCCCAGGUGCUCUGACCUGGCUGGCAUCUGACACUUCGCAGUUUUGGAUUUUGUGGGUCAGUUUUACAUACAUAUGGCAUAUGUGCAAAGGCUCAUACAUUUAUAUCUCUGAGUGUAAAAUGGGCUUGCACUGGAGGUGGAGGUGUGUAUGGAUGAAGUCUGUGGCUCUUCUGUGAGCUGAAGAGUUUUAAAGAGGAGCUGUCAUCUGUAGCUGCUGUCGCAGUGAGCUGGCAGGACAAGUGACUUGAGCAUUUCCCUGCCUGAUUUGAGGCUCAGACCCCUCCCGCCCUGCCUUUCAGGACUCAUGACAAGUGACACCCCCAGGCCUCAACUGUGUUUCUCUUGUUUGGGGGACUGGGGCAGCGCUGUCUCUCCUCGCUCCCCUGGAAGCUCCUUUGCUGCUUUCGGCCUGGCGAAGGGGUCCCCAGGUGAAGCAUCAGCGGGGCGCUCGGAGCUGGUGGUUGAGCUGCUGUCCUGCCUAGGACAAGGGCCAUGGAGAAUGUUUCCAUGUGGGAUGGUGUGCUGGUAGGGAGCCCCUCGGGCACCGCUUCCCCUGCCCUCUGGUGAUGCCAGGACCAGGCCAGUGACGCUUCUCAGUAGCCUUAUCAUUCACAGGUGCCUCUCUAGCCUGCACAAAUGAUUGACAAGAGAUCACCCAAAGGAUUCUUUCUGAAGGUUGUUUUUUUUUGCACAUGACAGUGUUUGUGUUGAGGGUCUUCUGAGGAAGGAUUGGGGUGCUGUAGCAGUGGUGCCUGUUUCCUCUGCCCCACUACCCCACCUGGCACCUUUGCCAUGUUGGUGCUGAGGUUUCCUGUUUGAUAAAAUCAGAUUGUUUGUAGUAAGAGAAAGGAACAGGCUUCUGAUGGCUUUGCCACAAGCUUGCCUAUGGAUUCCAACCCUGGGAGGCCACCGCUGAUUCCCCUCACCACUGUCUCCAUGUGGCAGUUCCUGGGCCCCACACCCAACUGCCCCCUUGGCGUUAUGAGUCUGUUUCUGCUUCCGGCCCCCACCCUUCCCACCCCCAAUGUGCAAUGCUUGAGAUUUGCCUGGAUCCGUUGACCCGGAACCGCGGUAUGUCCUCCGUGACAUCCCCCUUCUUCCUGUGUGGGAGCCCCCACCUCUCCCCUGACAGCUAAGGGAUAAGAAUGAGAUUCAACAAUUGACUGAGCCCCAGAAAUCCACAAGGUGGCUGCAGAUAUUUGUGUCUCUUCGCCAACAACCUACUCCCACCCCACCUCUGCCCUCCCCUUAUACGUGCUACUCUCUACUCGGGAAGUUCUAGUUGCAAACUUGCCAGGGGAUUAGCUAGUCUUCUUAGAGAGCAACUUUUGAGUCUUGGGUCAGGAAGUAGGGCUCUGUUGAGCUUGGGGUACUGUGCCCCAUCUGCAGCCGGGCCUCAGCUUCAUUGCCACUGAGGGGGCCACAGCCCAAGAUGAUGAUGGUUGAGUUUUUGCUUCUUGCUGUAUUUCCUUGAAGUUGGUUCAUUCUCCUACAGUCCUUUCAUCUUCCACAACUGGCCUGCUCUUUCAGCCCGUAACCUAGUCCCUCAGGUAAAUAGGUUCAUGAAGAGUGUUAAGUACUCCUGAAUCAUGUUAUGACUUAGACCACAGAUGGCAAAUGGCACACCGUCAGCUCUCUGCCCUCACCGUAGUGCACUAACCUGCUUCAGAGCGUUUCCUGCUAAUCCUGGUAUGUCCUUGUUUCUCAAGAUGCCCCCAGCAGCUGGUGGAAGUGUUGAGGCCCGUUUGCCAUCCCUGGCUGAGAUACUGCUCUCCCGUGGAGAAGUGUUUCCUAAGGUCUUGUCUUCCCUCCUGAAAUGCCUGUGUCUGGAAUAGGCCCUGACCGUGCCUCUUCAGGCUCCAGCAAGGCCUUCUCCCUCCCCCAGCCCCGGUGCCCAGCUGAGGUACAGAAGAGCUGCCAACCCUAAACGGGGUUUGCUGGGCUAUGGAAACACAGGGAAGAGGCAGAAGCUUCUGUCUGCCCCCUUUAAAGAGAGUGGGAAGGCCUGCAGUGGCCCCAGUUGCCUGCCUCGCUUCAGCUACCUCUUAAAGCCCAUGGAGUGGGGGUGGGGAGCUACUGGAGCCCAGUGUGGUGGUGAAGUCACAGCUGCACAGCCCAGCAGCCCUCUGAGGCCGAGUCUAGCUACUGUGUUGCUACACUGAGCAAGGUGGCCCCAGCUGGGCUUCCCAGGUCAGAAAUACUGGCCCUAGGCUCCAGCCAUCUCUAGGCAUCCGGGCUGGGCUGUAGAUGGGGAUCCUAUUCUUCCUCUUCCUCUCCAUUGACCAAAUCUUACCAGUCACUACAGCUGGUCUGCUUGUUCUGCUUUCCAAAGUCAGCCCAGGUACCUGGGUGCUGCCCACACCAGCCAGGAGCCUGGGCCAGGUGCAGAGGAGGCGGCCUGUCUGAAUGAAGGCCAGUGCCUUCCUUACUGGGGUGGGUCCCAUGCACAUGACCUCAGUUUUAGGACCAAGAGCUGUGUUGGUUUCUUAGAUUGCUAGCUUUCCUCCAGCGGACCACAACAGGUGAGGCUCACAGCCCAGAGCCCUUGGCUCUGCUGACAGUAAUCUGUGUUCAGGACCUUGUCCAGCUCAGAGCCUUGUGUACACCAGAUUCUGAGAGGUGUCAGCAGCACUUUCUGUUUUGGUUUGUUUUCCAUGAGGUUUUUGGACCAUGGGCUGAGCUCAGGCACUUUUUCUAAGAGAAUGUUUUGUCUGCAAAGAUGGUUAUUUACCCUCCUCCACUGACAUCUUGGUGGCUCUGCUGAGAGCUGACCAAGAGGCCAGUGGAGCCGCCCUGGUGUCUAGGGGGGAGGGCCAUGGCCUGCUGAGCUGAUCCUCCAACUGCUGCUCCAGCCGUCUCACCUUGCACAGAACACAGGUGGUCACCCCAGGGACAGCCAGGCACCUGCCUGGGGGAGGGGUGCUGCCUUCUUUUCCUGUAACUGCUUCCCUGAUGGCCCCACCUGGUCACCCAGAUCUGUUUGAAGCUGUGCUGACAGCUUUUUUGUCUCCUUUUGGUAAUCACAACAGCCAGGGACUUGAUUCUGAUGUAUUUUAAACCACAUUAAAGAGUCUAUUGCCUUA
Equus caballus (horse) is the source of this 5054-nucleotide messenger RNA. It is a transcript of the gene TXLNA, whose product is annotated as taxilin alpha. Gene Ontology annotation, molecular function: syntaxin binding. Lineage: Eukaryota; Metazoa; Chordata; Mammalia; Perissodactyla; Equidae. The record is from RefSeq and is a predicted model, not a curated record.